CCUCACUCCUCUACAUUGUGCAGCGCGGAGUGGACAUGAUCCCGCCAUAGAACUGCUGCUGGAGAGAGGAGCACCCAUACUGGCUAGGACCAAGAACGGUCUCUCCCCCCUCCACAUGUCGGCCCAGGGAGACCAUGUGGAGUGCGUCAAACACCUGCUGCAGCACAAGGCGCCUGUUGAUGAUGUCACCCUGGACUACCUGACGGCGCUUCAUGUCGCCGCCCACUGUGGUCACUACCGAGUCACCAAGCUGUUGCUGGACAAGAGGGCCAACCCCAACGUUAGGGCUCUGAAUGGGUUCACUCCGCUGCACAUCGCCUGCAAGAAGAAUCGGGUGAAGGUGAUGGAGCUGCUGGUGAAAUACGGAGCCUCCGUCCAGGCCGUCACGGAGUCUGGUCUGACCCCCAUCCAUGUCUCAGCCUUUAUGGGUCACCUCAACAUGGUGCUGCUGCUGCUACAGAACGGAGCCUCGCCAGACAUCUGUAACAUCCGUGGUGAGACAGCGUUACACAUGGCGGCCCGUGCUGGUCAGAUAGAGGUGGUUCGAUGUCUCCUGAGGAACGGAGCUCUGGUCGACGCCAUGGCAAGAGUGAGUCAUUUAGUUUGUUAGUAACAGCUGGCCA
Molecule: messenger RNA, 623 nt
Organism: Oncorhynchus kisutch (coho salmon)
Lineage: Eukaryota; Metazoa; Chordata; Actinopteri; Salmoniformes; Salmonidae
Product: ankyrin-2-like
Exons: 4
Coding region: 116-610 (164 amino acids)
Cellular component (GO): cytoplasm
Molecular function (GO): protein binding
Source: RefSeq, a predicted model, not a curated record